Messenger RNA from Sodiomyces alkalinus F11, 1442 nucleotides. RefSeq lists its product as hypothetical. The transcript has a single exon. The record is from RefSeq and is a predicted model, not a curated record. The coding region runs from base 136 to 1224 and encodes 362 amino acids. NCBI's taxonomy places the organism in Eukaryota, Fungi, Ascomycota, Sordariomycetes, Glomerellales, Plectosphaerellaceae.
ACACAACUUUACCCAAUGCAGGCUCACCCUGCCAAGGCGAGUUUGCAUGUCACAACCCGUUUGCAGCCAUAUCAAACCACCCAUCCCAGGGUCAAACCAACAAGAGAAAACCCAUCCCUUGCUUAAUGCGUGGCAAUGGGACAACAGAACAACAGCAACACUAUGCAGGAACCCAACCAGAAAUCCCUGCCCAGGCAAUCCGCUUUGCACUGCACUCGCUCCCGGAAAGCCACUGUCUCCGCAUCCAUCAACACCUCCCUCCUUCGGUGCCAUGCGACACUACAACUCGCCCGCAGCAGUAGUGUCUCCUCCCCAUCCGUCACCCCCCUUCCCCCAUCCGGGCUAGCGGGGACCUCCGCCUCAGAAGACCAGGAUCGGCGCGACAUCCACCUGUCGGCCCUCUGCCACGCAGACGACGCCCUAGCCACGGCGCUGGCUUUCAACCUGCAUCAGGCACGCGCCCGUGCGUAUCUCUUCAGGGGACACUCCCUUGUCCGUCUCGGAGAGUGGGAGCGAGCUCACGGGGCUUAUGUGCGGGCCGCGAGUGUCAUGGGGCCUGGCUGGAGAGAUGCGGACAUUGAAGGGUUGACGAGGAGGUGCUUGUGCGAAAUGGGCUGCAUCCCCCAGGAAGUGGGGCCGAACGACGUGCGAGGGCGUCGAGGGCGUCGAGCUGCGGGAAAACCGACCCUGCCUGGCGAGACUUGCAUAGGGCCUUCUUGCCAGGGGGGCAGCGAGGGCAACAACAGGCAAGGGGACAAAGGCACUACCCGAGAUGCCACCAAGGGAGACGGUGGCAGACGGGCAAGGGGUAAGGUGAGGCUCGAUUCUGGUGAAAGCAUGCCGGAGUUGUGGUUGUUUCAUGGUUCUGCCCAUCAUGGCGACAAAGAACUACGAAAAUCACGAGGAGAGCAGCACCGGAAAAUCAACAGGGGUACCUGUUGUGACAGAGACGAGUUGAGACCCCAUGCUAACCUUCGUAAAGAUAUUGCACUGAACGAAGACGGGGAGUUUCUCGUUCGGCUGCAGGACGGGACGGUCGUGGCUGUUUCACGGAAACGACCCAUUUUGAGACGGGUUACCGCGAUGCGGGAAAUGCAUCAGAAGACCAGAGUGCCUAGACAAAGGGAGAUCCAGGGGGAGACCGAAAAUAGCUCCCAUGACGCCUUGUGCUUGGGGGUUUGGGCCGCCGUGAAGCGUCGGCCCCCAAAACGUGUGCCCAUAUAGAGAAAUAGGGCAGGGGGCUCGGCGUGGUUGGGUAGAACCUUGACAUCAAAGGGUUCGAGUUUACGAGCAUCGGUUUCUUUGUUCCCUGAAUAGGACACCCCAUGGUCGUCCUCGAGACUAGCCGAAGUCUGGAUGUUUCUUUGUUGGUGAAAAGAAACUGCAAUGUGCUCUCCUUUGUCCUCUGGGUGCGAAAGUCAAUGUUGUUUGUCCGGAUCCGC